This is a messenger RNA of Helianthus annuus (common sunflower), 924 nucleotides long. RefSeq lists its product as uncharacterized. The record is from RefSeq and is a predicted model, not a curated record. Bases 1 to 924 code for a protein of 307 amino acids. NCBI's taxonomy places the organism in Eukaryota, Viridiplantae, Streptophyta, Magnoliopsida, Asterales, Asteraceae. The transcript has a single exon.
AUGGCUUUUCAUAUUUACAGCAUCAUCUCCAAAAGAAAAUCGCUAUGGGUCGAGUGGGUGUACUUGCACCAUUUACGCGAAAGAAGCUUAUGGGAUAUUCCGAUUCAGAAUAAUACUUGUUGGAGCUGGAGGAAGUUGCUUCAGAUUCGGCCGAUUGUCAGGAAUUUUUUUGUGUCGAAAAUUGGUAAUGGUGAGAGCACUUUCCUUUGGUACAACAAUUGGAGUGAACACUGCCCUUUAAGUUCUUAUGUUACCACUAGACAGAUGAACCGAGAGGGGUUGUCUAUUUACUCUAAAGUGGCGGAUGUGAUUCAAGAUAAUAGAUGGAUAUGGCCGGAUGCUUGGCGGGAUAUAUUUCCAAUUCUCUUUCAGCUUAAUCCGAUCACAAUAGAUCCACAUAAAGUAGAUACCAUUUUAUGGAAGAAACAGGGUGAUUCUAUGGAACCCUUCUCUACAAAGGUAGCGUGGGAUUCAAUUAGAAGAACAGGUCAACGGGUUGAUUGGUAUAAUAUGGUGUGGUCUUCGUUUACUAUACCAAGACAUUCGUUUCUUAUGUGGCUGAUUUGUAGGAGGAAGCUAGCUACUCAAGAUAGAAUUCAGCAAUGGUAUAACGCAAUGGGUAAUGCCAAUAUGAUGUGCUGUCUUUUGUGCAAUCGAGGAUUGGAAACACAUGAACACUUAUUUUUUGAGUGUCCUUACUCGAAUCAGAUUUGGGUUUCCCUUCGUAGGAAGAUGGAUAUGAAUCAGAUUGAUGGGAAUUGGGAGGAUGUGGUGACGUGGGUGCUCCCUCACGCUAAAUCUAAACGUCUCAUUUGGGUUAUUCGUAAACUUGAGAUAGCGGCGAUGGCUUACUUUGUAUGGCAGGAAAUAAACGCGAGAUUUUUCAAUAACCAGUUGCGACGCCUGAGAAGCUUGAAGAGCUAA